Durio zibethinus is the source of this 904-nucleotide messenger RNA. The record is from RefSeq and is a predicted model, not a curated record. Lineage: Eukaryota; Viridiplantae; Streptophyta; Magnoliopsida; Malvales; Malvaceae.
CGACCGACUUAAAAAACCCAAAGACAAAACCUACACGCAGAAUCAUUCUUUUGUUCCAGCACCGAAAAGUAACUAUAAAAACGAAACCCUUCUCCCCUUUUUACUCCCAUAAACCAAACCCUAACUCGACUCGAACCACCCAACUCACCCUAAGCAUGGCUCAUCAUCGUGGCUCCAACCCUGAAACCAACCCAAACACCCGUCUUUACAACCCAUACCAAGACCUUAACCUCCAAGUUCCCAUAACCAACCUUUACAAGCUCCCAACCUCCCCGGAGUUCCUCUUCCCGGAGGAAUCCCUCCACCAACGCCGUUCUUGGGGCGAAAACGUAACCUUUUACACCGGGUCUGCUUAUUUAGGCGGCUCUGUAUCCGGCGCAGCCGUCGGGCUGUUCUCGGCUCUCAGGGAUUUCGAGCAGGGCGAUACUUUGAAGCUGAAAAUCAAUCGGAUCUUGAAUAAUUCGGGUCACACGGGUCGUUCAUGGGGGAACCGGAUCGGGGUGGUGGGCUUGAUUUAUGCGGGGAUGGAGAGUGGGGUCGUGGCGGUGACUGAUCGCGAUGAUGUCUGGAGUAGCGCGGCGGCGGGGCUUGCGACCGGAGCUGUUUGUCGGGCUGCGAGAGGGGUGAGGUCUGCUGCGGUCGCCGGUGCGCUUGGUGGGUUGGCGGCUGGAGCAGUGGUUGCUGGGAAGCAAGUCCUGAAGAGAUACGUGCCUAUUUAAAUGAAAAAAAAAAAAAAGAAGGAAUUUUCAGUGGGUUGAUUUUCGAUAAAUCAAAAAUUUUGAUGAUGGUAGGUUAAAUUUGGAGAAAAAAAUUGAUAAUAGGUUUUGGAAAAUUUUAAAAUUUAUGUAAUAUGUGAAGUUGAUUAAUGUGAUGAAUAAUGGUAACCGAGGAUUAAUGAUUUUUG